Molecule: messenger RNA, 435 nt
Organism: Benincasa hispida (wax gourd)
Lineage: Eukaryota; Viridiplantae; Streptophyta; Magnoliopsida; Cucurbitales; Cucurbitaceae
Source: RefSeq, a predicted model, not a curated record
AUGGAGAAGGAAGGAGGGCUACCUAAAGCCAGAGUUGUUAAUCAGCCCUCGCCUUCGGAGGAGGAGAUGGUAGAAGCUUCGCGUAGAAGCACCCUGGCCGUUGCGGAUCCUAAGGAAAAUGUUCAAACAGAAUCCUAUGAGGGACCCAUCAAGGUCGCUUUGGAGGAGGUGGAACUGAAGAAGCAGCCUAAGACGACUGAAGGGAAGAAUAAAAGAAAAAGCAAAGGCAAGCGGGCAAAAGGAGAUGAAGAGGCCAGGCCAAAGAAGGAGAAGAAAGAAAAGAAGUCGAGUGAGAAGAAGGAGCGCAGGCGAGAAGAGAAGCACCUGAAGAAGGAAGAAAAGAGGAAGAGGGAAGAAAGCCUGAAUGUCGACGGAGAAUCCACCACUGCAAGGGUGGAAGAGGGGGUGUCAACACAAGAAAAAGAAUCAGCGUAA